Molecule: messenger RNA, 1791 nt
Organism: Arthroderma uncinatum
Lineage: Eukaryota; Fungi; Ascomycota; Eurotiomycetes; Onygenales; Arthrodermataceae
Product: type I phosphodiesterase/nucleotide pyrophosphatase family protein
Exons: 3
Coding region: 1-1791 (596 amino acids)
Biological process (GO): nucleoside triphosphate metabolic process
Molecular function (GO): nucleoside triphosphate diphosphatase activity; ribonucleoside triphosphate phosphatase activity
Source: RefSeq, a predicted model, not a curated record
AUGCCUGCAGUACCAGACCAGUCUUCAAUCCAGCGCCGCCCUGCCUCUUCUCCCUCUCUUCUCUCUCCAGCUGGAUACGAUGAAGAUGUCACGCCUCUACGAGCUUUAUCGGAUCAAGAGUCGGACUCGGAGGAUGACCAGCUCAUGGAAGCUUCCCGAAGUACCCUCGACCUAGUACAACACGACCGUACCGUGCUCGAGGAGGAAGAGGAACGAGAGCGCCUGUUGAUCAAAGCCAAGUCUAGCCCUACAGAUGGCCUAAGACGGAUAUUCGGUGCUACGCCUCACGACAACGGGAGUUUUAUCUUUCUACCGACCACUAUUCUCAUCUCCCUUGACGGAUUCCGGGCAGACUUCCUCACCCGCGGCCUUACACCAACCCUCAAUUCCUUCAUAGCCGGUGGAAUAUCACCCAAGUACAUGCUUCCAAGCUUCCCGUCCGUCACAUUUCCCAACCAUUUUACAUUAGUCACCGGCCUGUACCCCGAGAGCCAUGGAAUUGUUGGGAACACGUUUUGGGAUCCCGAAUUAGAAGACGAUUUCUUCUAUACAAAACCUGCUAAAAGCAUGCAGCCAAAGUGGUGGACGGCCGAACCCCUUUGGGCCACUGCCGAAAAACAAGGGGUUAAAACCGCUAUCCAUAUGUGGCCAGGCUCGGAAGCACAUAUAAUGGGAAUUGAACCCACGUUUCUAGAUAAGUACAACGGCAGCGAGGCCCUACCACGCAAAGUCGAACGGAUAUUCGAUCUAUUAGAUCUCCCAGGAGAGAAGGAUGAAAACAUCCCACAGUCAAUCCAACAGAGACGGCCUCAGUUCAUUGCGGCAUAUGUCCCGGAUGUGGAUGCGGCAGGGCAUACGUUUGGCCCAAAUAGCACAGAAAUUAGGACGACCAUUGCCAGCGCUGAUAAAAUGCUAGCAUCGAUUCUUCAAGGCUUAGACAAAAGAAAUCUAACCGAUGUUGUGAAUAUUGUGGUCGUCUCUGAUCAUGGAAUGGCUACUACCUCGACGGAUAGAUUGAUCCAGCUUGAUGACCUGGUGAAUCUUGACCUGGUCGAGCGUAUCGAUGGCUGGCCUCUUCGGGGCCUUGUGCCAAAGCGAGCUGAAGAUAUCCCCUUAAUAUAUGAGCAAGCUCGAAAUAAUUCGCUGUCAUUGGGUCACGAUCAGAAUCUCGAAAUCUACACCCGCGAAACAAUGCCUGAGCGUUACCACUUUUCACACAAUGACAGGAUAGCGCCAGUGUGGGUAAUCCCCAAGACAGGUUGGGCAAUUGUCGAAAAACCAGAUUUUGACGUGAAAAAGGCGCAGAAGGACGGCACUGUCUACCAUCCUAAGGGUUUGCACGGCUAUGAUCACGAGCAUCCUCUUAUGCGAGCCAUCUUCGUUGCUCGUGGGCCUAGUUUCCCGCACAAAGCGAAUAGUCGAGUCGAACCGUUUCAAAAUAUCGAAGUAUAUAAUAUAGUAUGUGAUUCGUUACGAAUCAAACCCCAUCCAAACAACGGCACCUUACGUCUUCCCCUCAAACCCGUCGGCCUACACUCUGAUGGCAAAACCCCUCCCAUUGAAAACCUAGAUGGUCAAGAUCCCCCGCCAUCCACCACGGCACCUGUCCCUACUAGACGACCCAUUCAACGCCCAAGUUCCCCCACAUCCACCAUCGCGAAGACAAGUACGCCUGCUCCACCUGACGCAACUGGUAAAGGCCAAGAAAAGUCUUCGUCCUUCUGGCUCAAUAUUCUAGACAAAGUUAGAGGCUGGGUAAAUGACCUAACUGACGCAGUGGGAUUAACAUAA